Messenger RNA from Suillus plorans, 502 nucleotides. RefSeq lists its product as uncharacterized. The transcript has 3 exons. The record is from RefSeq and is a predicted model, not a curated record. Lineage: Eukaryota; Fungi; Basidiomycota; Agaricomycetes; Boletales; Suillaceae. Bases 36 to 284 code for a protein of 82 amino acids.
UGUCACUCGAACUGAAUUCCAAUGUUAAUGACCAAAUGCAUAUGAGUUGUCUGCUUGCGUACGCGGGCCCUAGCAAACCGCGUUGGUUGGUUUACUGCACCGUGUUGAUUUGUCUCAGGAUCUUUUCUGCGCUUCGGACAUCCCACGCUGUGAAUAUUCCUUGCCAGGUUAUGCUCACCACUGGCCCUCGCCUUCCGUAUGGACUCCAGCACACCAUUCCUCCACGACCUUUGUGCUCCUCUUCAAGUCCCAAACUCGAAAUGACCCAUUCCAUUUACAGAUGAUAUAAUACUUCGCUGUCCAUUGUGCAGGUGUAAGAUGUAGGUGCUGGAUACCCCAUGAUUUUUGUUCCGGAAUUCACUCAAUGGAUUCCAGAUGUACUCGGUGGAACGAAAACUGCGACGGUGUGCCCACUUCCUUCAUCUGCAUUAACCCCCGCCAUUGCGGUCCUACAAUCCCGCAAGCCUGCAUAGGCCAAUAUCUUCGUGUAUAUCCCCUCGCA